AUUUUUGUUUUAAUUAACUAACUCCUCUGUCACAAACAACCAUCAAAUAAUAACGAUACCACACCAUCAUAAACCAUACCCACCACCCCUUUCCCUCAGCUUCUCUUCAAAUUCAAUGAUUCUUGUGUCGUGAAGGGGCGUUGUUGAAUGGUGAAGUAGGACAAAUACAAGACACGGUCACACAGAGAGAAAGAGAGAGAGAGCAGAAAACCAGAAGAGAAAAUGGCAGUGACAAGUCAAUAAGUAGAGAUCAGAAGAAACAAGACACCCUUUUGAGCUUAACUAGCUUUCAUGCAUAAACAAGGACACCUUUUUCUUCCCUUGGCACCAUGGCUUACCCACAUUACCGAUCACAGUUCGGAGACACAACGUUCACUAAGGUCUUCGUUGGAGGCCUAGCUUGGGAGACUCCAACCGAAGAAAUGCGCAAAUAUUUUGAGCAGUUUGGUGAGAUUCUUGAAGCUGUCAUUAUCACUGAUAAGAACACAGGAAAAUCUAAAGGCUACGGAUUCGUAACAUUCCGUGAUCCAGAAUCAGCUAGAAGGGCAUGUGCUGAUCCAAACCCAGUGAUAGAUGGAAGAAGAGCAAAUUGUAACAUUGCUUCUCUCGGAAGACCUAGACCAUCACCACCAAGAGGAAGAGGUACAUUCCAAGGAGGAGCACCGGGAACAGCUUCAUACAGUGGUGUGCCGGGGGCAGGAGCACCGGCACUAGCACCGCCGCCGCCGCCACCACCUCCACCGCUGGUGUACCCGCCAUAUGGCUACCCUACCUACACCCCUGAUUAUGGGUACCAUCAAGCCACAUUGUAUAACCCACAAAUUCAGCAACCACAAUACUACCAACAACUCUAUGGACCAUCCUCCUCCACCAUGGGUUCCCCGUAUUACUAUGGAUAUUCUGUGCAAGCACCAAGAACUACCUUUUCCACACCCCAACCACAUCGCAUACCAGCUGGACCCUCUUAUCUAUACUACCCUACACCAAUGGAACCCUCAUUUUCUGCAUAUCGUCCACCACCUCAGUUGCAACAACUUCCAAUAAGGCAACCCCCUCCUUCCCCUAGUGACUCACAGACUCAGCAACGUACCACGUCCGAGGCAGCAGGUGGAGUAGUUAUAACUUCAGAAAGUUCAAAUACCCAAGGGAGGAACUGAUAAAUAUAUAUAGCUGCUAAGUUUCAACUGUAUAAUCUUCAAAUUAAAUUUUAUCACAUUAAUUCUUGAUCUUUUUCCACAUGAUCAUAUCUUCAUUUUUUUGGUCCACAUGCUGUAGCUUUUAGGAAAUAAUGGUUCGAAUCAGAUUAGUUGUGUUCCCCACAGCCAUGGCAUUCAAAAGUUGGACUAAUCUACUUCAUGGAGAUUGUCUUCAUUUCUCUUUUCCUUCUUUUCAA
Vigna radiata var. radiata (mung bean) is the source of this 1393-nucleotide messenger RNA. Its product is annotated as RNA-binding protein 38. Gene Ontology annotation, molecular function: RNA binding. NCBI's taxonomy places the organism in Eukaryota, Viridiplantae, Streptophyta, Magnoliopsida, Fabales, Fabaceae. The coding region runs from base 330 to 1157 and encodes 275 amino acids. The record is from RefSeq and is a predicted model, not a curated record. The transcript has 6 exons.